This is a messenger RNA of Cajanus cajan (pigeon pea), 2854 nucleotides long. RefSeq names its product serine/threonine protein phosphatase 2A 59 kDa regulatory subunit B' eta isoform. Gene Ontology annotation, biological process: signal transduction. Gene Ontology annotation, cellular component: protein phosphatase type 2A complex. Gene Ontology annotation, molecular function: protein phosphatase regulator activity. Lineage: Eukaryota; Viridiplantae; Streptophyta; Magnoliopsida; Fabales; Fabaceae. The record is from RefSeq and is a predicted model, not a curated record.
CUAGCGAAACCAUAAUAACAACUACUACUUCAGCCAGUGAUUGCUUUCGUUCUUCUCACUUUAUUCUCUCUCUCUCUCUCUCUUUUUGCCCCUUCAACGAUGCACUUCAAUUUUCUCUUUUGGCAAAGACCAGCAUCCUUAAUUCUUCAAAAUUCUUUUGCUAUGUAACUCCACCAAAAAAAUAAAACCUUUAACUUUUUCUCUCUUCCUCUGCACCCAUUUUUUUCGUAAAUUCGAUUGUUAAGGUUGUUCCACAUCGUGUUUCUUUGUCCCUCAACACUUUUCAGCAAAAAUUUCAUCUGGGUUUUCGCGGAUCAGACCCAGAUCCUGUUUCUGUCUGAUCCAUCUAUAUUGCUAUUUGCUGGUGAAAAUCCUGAAAAAGAAGAGGAGGAGCAGAUUUGACAUACUAAGAAGCACCAUGGAAGUUGAUAAGGAGUCUUUUGCUGAAUCCUUUGGCUUCCUUCAACUAGUGUUUUUUGUCGAUAAAUUUAGCAAAGAUGAUACUAUCUUAUGAUGGCUGAGUCAGAAGUGAAGUUGAAGAGAGGUUAUUGUUGUCUCUGUCUGGGAUUCAGUUAGUGCACUUGCUUGGCUAACUUGCUGCUUUAUAUGAUUUGAAGAGUUCUGGUAAGGAGUGUGUUCUGAAGUGCACGACAAAAGUCUUUUGUUGAAUCAAUUUUAAGCUAUGAUCAAGCAGAUAUUGAAUAGGCUUCCUAGGAAGCCCAACAAAUCAGGGGAAAGUCGUGAAGGAGGGGGAAUAUCGACACCCUCUUCAACUCCUUCGACAAGUGCAAGGAGCAACGAUGUAGCAGGCUACCGUUAUGGAAAUUCAACUGCUUCAACUCUUUCAGGCGGUGUCGAUUCGAAUACGGUUCCAGGAAUAAAUAAUGGUGACAAGAUUGUCCAAGCUUUUAACUCAAAACUGAAUCUGAAUGGGACUUUUCCAGUUUCCGCCUAUGAAGCUUUGCCAAGUUUCCGUGAUGUUCCAAAUUCAGAGAAGCAGAAUUUGUUUAUAAGAAAGAUGCAAAUGUGCUGUGUUCUAUUUGACUUCACUGACCCUACAAAGAACCUCAAAGAAAAGGAAAUUAAGCGACAAACACUUGUAGAACUUGUGGAUUAUGUUUCAUCUGCUAAUGGGAAGUUUACAGAUAUAAUGAUGCAAGAACUUGUAAAAAUGGUGUCUAUAAAUUUGUUCCGAACAUUUAUUUCUCCUCCCCGUGAGAACAAAGCUCUAGAAGCAUUUGAUGUGGAUGAGGAAGAACCUUCAAUGGACCCUGCAUGGCCUUACUUGCAAAUUGUGUAUGAACUGCUUCUAAGGUUUGUCACAUCACCUGAGACUGAUGCGAAGUUGGCAAAAAGGUAUAUUGACCAUUCAUUUGUUCUAAGAUUGUUAGACCUUUUUGAUUCAGAGGAUCCCAGGGAGCGGGAUUACUUGAAGACAGUUCUUCAUCGUAUUUAUGGGAAAUUUAUGGUGCACCGACCAUUCAUCAGAAAAGCAAUCAACAAUAUAUUCUACCGCUUCAUUUUUGAAACUGAGAAGCAUAAUGGUAUUGCUGAACUCUUAGAAAUUUUGGGAAGUAUAAUCAAUGGAUUUGCUUUACCACUGAAAGAAGAGCACAAGCUGUUUCUUGUGCGAGCUCUUAUUCCUCUUCAUAAACCAAAAUGCAUACCAAUGUACCACCAGCAGUUAUCUUACUGCAUCACACAGUUUGUGGAAAAAGACUGCAAGCUUGCUGAUACUGUUAUACGGGGAUUAUUAAAAUACUGGCCCAUAACAAAUAGUUCUAAGGAGGUUAUGUUCAUAGGGGAGCUAGAGGAAGUCUUAGAAGCUACUCAACCUGCAGAGUUUCAACGAUGUAUGGUACCGAUGUUCCGCCAAAUAAGCCGUUGCUUGAGCAGUUCACAUUUCCAGGUAGCAGAGAGGGCUUUGUUCUUAUGGAACAAUGAUCACAUUGAGACCUUAAUCAAGCAGAACCACAAAAUUAUACUUCCCAUUGUCUUGCCUGCUCUGGAGCAAAAUGCCCGAAACCACUGGAACCAGGCUGUCCAGAGCUUGACAAUAAACGUCCGCAAGAUAUUCUCUGACACUGACCCUGAAUUCUAUGAAGAGUGCAUGCUCAAAUUUCGGGAAAACGAAGCGCAAGCGAAGGACAUGAAGUCGAAGCGCGAAGCCAGAUGGAAGCGAUUGGAAGAAAUGGGAAGCAUGAAAGCUACAACCAAUGAAGCAGUUCUGGUUUCUCCCAGAAAAGGCUCUCAUACCCCUCCUGGCAAUGCAAGUAGAUCUCAGUUGGAGUGAUCCUUGAUUUUUGGCAUUGCUGAGUUGAAAAAGCUUAACUUAGUGCUGCAUGAGAAAGAAGGAAUACAAGGGGUGAUAAUGUGAUAAUGUGUUUCUAUGUUUUGGUUCCAUUUUCCACAUGGUAAAAUUUCAAGGCCAAAAAUUGUGGGGUUCACAAUAGCUCCAACUUGGUUUUAAAAGCAUGGAAUGUACAUAUUGGAUUGCAUGGACAAGAAUGGUUGCCUCAAGCCACAAUUUCAUUUGGGAAUUUGCUUUUUAAUGCUGGUCUUUGCAGUUUGAGUUUGAAAAUCUCAAAAUGGCUUGAGUUCAACGUUUAAUCUGCUUUCAUACUUUAACUUUGAUGGAAGCAUGCUCCAUUUUUUUGUUGCCAAUGUUUAGUGUUAAUCUUGGUCCUUUUGUGUAGGUGAGUUGGUUGUUUAAGGAAAUUGGGCAAUUAGAGCUUAUGUUAUAUGAAUUGUGGUGGACGCUGUAUUUUUUAUAUAUGAUAUGGUGAAAGCAUUCUAUUUAGUGCAUGUAUUUUACUGACAAGAGUAUUCAAUGAAUCUUUCAUCUCUCUCUCUC